Hyaloscypha bicolor E is the source of this 1279-nucleotide messenger RNA. Its product is annotated as F1F0 ATP synthase assembly protein-like protein Atp11. The transcript is spliced from 2 exons. Bases 39 to 959 code for a protein of 306 amino acids. Gene Ontology annotation, cellular component: mitochondrion. Gene Ontology annotation, biological process: mitochondrial proton-transporting ATP synthase complex assembly. Lineage: Eukaryota; Fungi; Ascomycota; Leotiomycetes; Helotiales; Hyaloscyphaceae. The record is from RefSeq and is a predicted model, not a curated record.
CACUCUCAUCUCUGCACCAUUGUUCAUCAACUUUCGGCAUGGCAAGCUUCAGAGUACCUGUGCUGCGCCAUGUUAUAUCUGGCGCAGCUCCGUAUCUACGAGCGACCCAGCGAAGAUGGGCGCAAGUCCACGAUGUUCGAUUCCUUGCCACCCAACAAUCAGACAGAGUGCUUGAGAAAUACAGAGAGAAGCUAGCCAGAAAGGCCCAAGAGGAAGGUCUGCGGGACAUCAAUGAAUUGAAGGAAGCCUACAAAGAUAAAAUUCAGCAUCUCAAGAAGAAAGCCUCGAUCCCACUUCCCAUACCCAAUGCCCCUACUGCAUCCUCGAUAGCUUCAUCACCCUUUCCCCCGCCUCCUCCAGCCCCACAAAUACCCGCCGAGAAACUCCCUUCGUCGACGCCGGGCAUCAAGACCCUCUCGUCAUACCUCGACCUGGAAAAGACCAAGGCCUUGCCCCAGAAAGAACUGGAAGCAAUAUGGCGUCUGCGGCACAUUAAUGAUGCCCAAUCACUAUGCGCCGUCAUUCCAAUUGAUGUGUACCGGACGCUCGAAGCUACAGCAAAGAAACAUCCCCAUUUCAUCCUCCCCUUGCCAAAAGAGGGGCGAGGUGCCGAGAUCCACUUGUUGCAAUGGACGUUCCCUGCGGAGAACGCUGUGACAGUACUUUUCACACAUCUUGCAGAAUUCAAGUUGAGGGGCGAGUUCAGCCAGCCACAUACGACUAUCACGCACCAUUUAGAGCUUGCGGAAGAUAAGGGUGUGGUGUUGCUGCAAGGACAGGUGGUGGAGGGAAGGGGAGUGAGUGUUGAUGAGGCGAAGUGGUUGGUGAUGUGCUUGCAGAAAUUUUAUGGAUUUGGUGGAGAUAAAAGCGAGAGGAAACGACUGCUGGAAUUAUUUGGAAAAGGGGACCCGGCGUUCAAAAUAGAAGAUCUGGUCGAAGAAGCUGAGAAGAUCGUUUAGACUUGGUGUAGGGAUAUGUUGUAUAUGGACAGGUGUACAAAAUUUAGAAGACCUGGGGUUUGAGUGGCGUCCGGAGUUGGUCAUUGAUGUACGAUUCUGGCUCUUAAGGGCACGAAAAUAAAGCAGGAGCACAGAGUUAAAGUCCGAACCCCCGUAAUCUUGGGAAGAAGGCUGCACGAGGACGAGGCGCCGGCAGCUCGUGCGUAAGCAAUCCACUCUUCUUCCUUUGCCAAUAUCUCUUUCUCUGUAGAUCGCCGACAAAGUUCCUGUUAGAAUGGAUAGCGUGGAUGCCCAGAAUCUCAAGUGGUCGUUUGCAAGCC